UCUCUCGUAGGGUGCCGUAGAAAAGAUGUGUAAACAGAGAAGAUUACAAACUGUUCCAGAGUUCCACCAGUUCAACUCUUUGGGGUCGGGGAUCUCUUCUUGCUACGUUUUCUUUUGUUGAUUAUCCAAACAUAGUUGUUGGAGGCGCAUGACAGCUGACAGCCUUCUCUUGCCAGCAAAGCCUGAAAUCUAGCUCAGACAGCUAAAAAGACAGACGUCAGACGUUGAUUGCCUCAUUCACUUGACAGGAGCUUGUCGUCUAACGUUAGCGGGCAUGGAGGAAGCCAAUCAAGAUGCCUUUGACAGAGCCAGGCUGCAGGUGAUCAAAGACGGCUAUGAGAAGGCCUUUGAGUGCAUUAACAGGGGCCUGACAGAGGAUGAAUCUGGCCACAAGGCCCAGGCCCUGGCCGAGUACAGACAGGGGCGCCAGCACCUCCUCAGGGCCAUCAGCGUGCCCUCACAGGGGCACGAGUGUGUGGGCAGCUCCUGGGAGUCAGCCCGCCAGAUGCAGCACAAGAUGCAGGAGACUCUGAACAACAUCACCACUCGAUUGGCAGUCCUAGAGACCAGCCCAGACCCUGAGCUCCCACCCCCUCUAGAUGCCUCUAAUGGAGUCCCUGGAACAGCCUCUAACUCUAACCUCUACCCCAAACUGGAGAAGGAGAAACCAGAGCGGCCAUCUCCACCCAAGCUGCUGAUGACUAACUGCCAGGCUGGAGCUGUGGGAGGCAGUGUGUCUUCCUCCCUGCCUCUUUCUCCCACUAGGCAGCCUGCGGUGCCUGGCGAGCUGCCCCCAGCCUACUCCUCCCAGGCGGCUGACGGCCACCUGACUAUCUCCUACGGGACAGAGUCUGGAGAGAUGUCACUGGUGGGAGAGGAGUUUUACAACCACAUGUCCCCCUCUCCCCCCUCUCCUCAGAGCCUAGGGGAGGAUGGAGAGGAACUCUUCUUCCUGUCUCAUGGGGUGCAGAUAUUCUUUGUCACACCUGACGGCCAGGUCAGCGCUCCCUCCUACCCAGGGUACCUGCGGAUGGUCAAGUUCACCAGCCAGCAGUCAGAGAGAGUCCCCAACCGCCCCCCAGCCUUCCUGCAGGUUUGUGAUUGGCUGUACCCGCUGAUGGCCACUGAUUCCCCCGUCCUGCUGUGUAACACAGGGGUGUUCAUGUUCCCGGACAUGAUGGCUUCCGCCCCGGGGUCCUACGUGGGCGUUGUGCUGUCCUCUGAACUGCCUGCAGAAGACAGACAACUGUUCCAGGACCUGCUGUCCCAGAUGACAGACCUUAGGGUGCAGGCUCCAGAUGAGGCAGCAGACAGCAUCAACCUGAGCCAGAAGGUGUCCAUCGCUCCCCCCGAGGAAGAGGAGGCCCCAGCAGCAGGAGAGGAGGAGGAGGAGAAGAACCUGCCAGAGUGGAGCGAGAAGGUGGCCAGCGGCAUCCUCACAGGGGCAUCGUGGCUGAGCUGGGGCCUGGUGAAGGGAGCUGAGUUCACUGGCAUAGCCAUCCACAAGGGGGCGUCCAAACUGCGGGAGCACAUCACCCCCGAGGACAAGCCAGCCCAUGUCAGCCCCUCUGUCUCCAAGGGAUUGCAUGUAGCCAAACAGGCCACCGGGGGCGCUGUCCGUGUCAGCCAGUUCCUGGUGGACGGUGUGUGUAUGGUGGCAGGAUGUGUGGGGAGAGAGCUGGCUCCCCAUGUGAAGAAACAUGGAGGCAAGUUGGUCCCGGAGUCCAUGAAGAAAGACAAAGAUGGACGAUCCAACAUCGAUGGAGCCAUGGUGGUGGCUGCCAGCGGAGUUCAAGGCUUCGCUACCAUGUGGACCGGCUUGGAAGUAGCAGCAAAGAACAUCACCGUCUCUGUUGCCUCAGAAACCGUCAACACUGUCAAGCAUAAGUAUGGGGCGGCAGCCGGCCAGGCCACAGACCAUGCUGUGAACUCCGCCAUUAACAUGGGCGUCACCGCCUUCAACAUUGACAACCUGGGCAUCAAAGCUGCGGUGAAGAAGACUGGCAAACAGACGGCCGUGGCCAUCCUGGAGGACUACCAGCUACAGGACCCUAACACUAACCAGAAACAAGUGGAGAAACGGGACAAAUAGGCCCCAUCCAGGAACAAGUUUUACGUCCCAAAUGGCAGCCUAUACCCUAAAUAGUCACUACUUUUGACCAGAGAAAGAUAUAGAGAAUAGGGUGCGAUUUGGGACACAGUCAACCCCUAGCCCCAUGACACUUGCCCUAACCUCUACCCACAGAGCACUGGUGUAGAAAUGAGAGGACUGGAUAGGUGUGAGGCAAAACUUCUACCUGCCAAGUCUGUCAUAGGGAAAGGCUGAGGUACUACCAUAUUGAUUAAACAUAUCCUAUUCUUUCAGAUCUACCCAAGUGCCUAGAGGGUAAAGGCUAGGACUGUAUCCCAAAUGGCACCCUAUUCCCGAUAUAGUGCACUACAAAGGGAAUGGGGUGCCAUUUGGGGCACACCCAUGUCCUCCUCUCUCUCCUUUAGAGCCUUAAUUAACACACAAUUUGUAUUCUUCUAUAAAGAAAUCUAUCUAUAUGUGAAUUAUUUAUUUACAAUACAUAUUUUAUAUUUGCAUACUAGUUGACUAAUAGCCUAUAGAUAUGUUACUAGGUUUUGAAACUGUUAAGCGCACUAAUCUUCAUAAUGAACGGUAUAAUGACAUUAUAAUAAUGUGAUAAAUAUAAUAAUAACUAAGAUGGACAUUGUAUGUAGGUAGGCUGAUGUACAAUUGCUAAAUUAUUUGUGUGAAAUGUUGGUGAGAAGAAGACGCUGGAAUUUAAUAAGUCAGGUAUGCGAUACAAAUAUAAACUGAAAACAGGAUUAUUAAAAAAAAAAUCAGAUGGAACAGUUGUCUGUUUCAAGACUACUGCUGAUGACCUAUUGUAGUGAUACUGUAGUAAGAGUAGUAGUAUUACUGUAGUAGUAUUACUGCAGUAGUACUGUAGUAACACUGUCCACAGUUCAGUCAAUCUGGAGGUAAAGGUGUAUCUGAGGCGAGGUUGCACAAUUCCGGUAACUGUCCCAAAAUCCCCAGGUUUUCCAGAAAUUCUGGUUGGAGGAAUCUGGAUUUUCUGCUUAUUCCCGCCUAGUCACUUCCCCCAUCCAUAACCCGAGGCCAGCAUUCGUUCUGUGUUUCAAGAUUAAUUUCCUCCUGAUUCCUGGAAUCUUCCAAAAGGAAUUUCUGGAAAACCUGGGAAUUUUGCAAAAGUUACAGGAAAUGUGCAACCCUUAUCUGAAAGUCAAGGUGUAUAGGGGGGAAGAAACCCAUCAGCAUGAUAACUAUGUGCUAUAAGAAUACAUGUUUGGGUUCAUUUAAUCAAUUAAAUAAUGUUCAUGUGUGAAACAAGACAAAAACCAAGCAUGCACAGGAAUAAAUGUAGUUUGUAUAGCU
This is a messenger RNA of Coregonus clupeaformis (lake whitefish), 3403 nucleotides long. RefSeq names its product spartin-like. The coding region runs from base 275 to 2092 and encodes 605 amino acids. Gene Ontology annotation, biological process: cell division; negative regulation of BMP signaling pathway. The transcript is spliced from 8 exons. Gene Ontology annotation, cellular component: plasma membrane. NCBI's taxonomy places the organism in Eukaryota, Metazoa, Chordata, Actinopteri, Salmoniformes, Salmonidae. The record is from RefSeq and is a predicted model, not a curated record.